AUGCAUACCGCAUUCUUACUGCCUUUGCUGCUUCUUGCGGCCACCGCUGAGAGCCUGACUCUGAAGCCAGGCUGCCAGCCGAGCUGUGGCACCGUCGACAUCCCCUACCCGUUCGGCAUCGGCCAAGGCUGCUUCCGUGCUGGCUUCGAGAUCCAGUGCAACAACGGCAAGCCGACUCUAGGCAACACCAGUGAUAAUACACAGGUAACGAGCUUGUCGGUGACGCCGCGGCCGGAGGCCCGGGUAAUGCUGCGGGUAGCGUACCAGUGCUACAACUCCACGGGCGCAGCUAUCGAUACUUACAGCGGCUCGGUGGACCUUAACCCAACUGGCGUGUACCGCAUCUCCGACACUGCGAACGAGCUCUUCGUCCUCGGCUGCAACACCAUGAUCUUCACCAACUACACUGGGUGCGUCGCCUAUACCGACAACGCCAACAGCGCGCAGGACGGAGCCUGCGCCGGAAUUGGUUGCUGCCACAUCAACAUCCCGCCGGGCCUCACGGACAACCUGAUGCGGUUCACAAACGACGACAUGUGGCCGCACUCCAACCAGGAGUUCUGCCCCUGCGACUACGGCUUCAUCGUGGAGAAGGGCAACUACACAUUCCGUGCACAGGACCUCCAUAUGGACGGCAGCAUUACCAGUAUGCCGUUGAGGCUAGACUGGGCCAUCCGCGAUGGUAACUCCCUGUCCUGCGCCGAGGCGCCCAUCAUGCAGGGAUACACCUGCGUCAGCGCAAACAGCAAGUGUGUCGACUCCACCAAUGGCCCUGGAUACUUCUGCAAUUGCACCGAAGGCUACGAGGGCAACCCGUAUCUCGACAACGGAUGCACAAGCAUCGGUUUAGGUGUGUUUCUCUUAGUUGUUGCUGUGCUACUAGCUAUAGCACGCAUAGAGCACGACAAGAGAAAACUGGCUGUACAGUUUGAAAAGAAUGGGGGUAACAUACUUAAAGAAAUCACAGAAGUGACCAUUUUCACAGAGAAGGAAUUAACCAAAAUCACAAAGAAUAAUUCGGAGCCUCUGGGUAAAGGCAACUUUGGUAAUGUCUACAAAGGAACUCUUACCGACAAAACAGUGGUAGCAGUUAAGUCCUAUAUCAAGGUAGAUGACGCUAGAAGGAAGGAAUUUGCCCAGGAAAUGAAGGUGCAAUUGAAAAUGACCCAUGCCAACGUUCUCAAGCUCAGAGGUUGCUGCCUCCAGUUGGAUGUUCCAAUGUUGGUGUACGAGUUUGCUGGCAAAGGGAGUCUCAGAGAGAUCCUACAUGUCAAAGACCAAAGUCUCCCAGUAGACCUGCGGUUAGACAUUGCAAUAGGGUCGGCCAAAGGAUUAAGCUACAUGCACUCAAAACACAUACGGCAUGGUGAUGUCAAACCAGACAACAUACUUUUGGCUGACAACUUUGUACCAAAAAUAUCAGAUUUUGGGUUAUCAAAGGUGCUUAUAGUGACGGAAUAUUUUACACAGAACAUUAUUGGGGCCAUAAGUUACAUCGACCCGGUGUUCAGGAACACUGGUUUAUUAACACCAAAGAGUGAUGUAUAUAGCUUUGGUGCUGUUCUCCUGGAACUUAUAUCAAGAAAGCCAAUCGGAUACGGAAAAACUGGUAGCCUCAUUAUCGAGUUCCGCCAUAUCUAUGAGACAGAAAAGAGCGGGAAGUCGAUGUUUGACUUGGGAAUUGUAGCUGAAAAGGAUAUCUUGAUUUUAGAAGCAAUUGGCAAGCUUGCAAUUCGGUGCUUGAAAGAACAUCAAGACGACCGGCCUGAUAUGACAGAAGUGGCUGAUCAGCUUAUCAAUCUUAAAGUGAAAUUCGGCAGAUAUUUAACUGGGGAAUAUGCUUGCUACAGUUCUGGGGUGAGCGGAACUAGUGAUGCCACAUUGUCUAUGCAAUCCAGUACAUUAGAAGUUUCGGGGCUGCUUUGUAGUCAACCAAUGAACCAGGCUGGUUCAUGAAAGUAAGUUUUAUUAGAUUUAACUCAUUCUACGC
This is a messenger RNA of Lolium rigidum, 1990 nucleotides long. Its product is annotated as wall-associated receptor kinase 2-like. The transcript is spliced from 2 exons. The record is from RefSeq and is a predicted model, not a curated record. Gene Ontology annotation, cellular component: plasma membrane. Gene Ontology annotation, molecular function: polysaccharide binding; ATP binding; protein serine/threonine kinase activity. Lineage: Eukaryota; Viridiplantae; Streptophyta; Magnoliopsida; Poales; Poaceae. Bases 1 to 1956 code for a protein of 651 amino acids. Gene Ontology annotation, biological process: cell surface receptor signaling pathway; protein phosphorylation.